UAUGGUGACUGCCCCUAGUUGGUACGCCACAAAUGUAUGAUAAUUUGUUGGGAGAGAGAUACAGAACAUUCUUAUAAAGGAGAGAAAUCAAUUAAACAAUUGUCAGGAAAAAGCUAUGAGAGGCUCAAACUAUUCAUCAUCAUUGAGCUUUUUGCUUCGUACUAUUGUUCUUCUUCUCUUCUCUGUUUCAAACUUUGUCAGCAAUUCUGCUUCUCUUAUGCCUGACCUAUGUCAUCCGGAUGAGAGAGAUGUUCUUCUCCAGCUCAAGACGGAGUUCAAGAUUGUGAAGCCUUAUCAUUUCUAUGAUCGUUAUGGUUACUUGAUCACUUCUUACCCGAAGACGGAAUCAUGGGGGAACAGCAGCGCCGACUGUUGUAACUGGGAUGGUGUAACGUGUGAUAUCAAGUCCGGGAAGGUGAUUGGUCUCGACCUUAAACUAAGCUGUCUUUAUGGUCGGCUAGAAUCCAAUUCUAGUAUUUUCAGACUGAAACAUCUCACAAGUCUGAACCUUGCCUACAACAACUUCACUCUUUCUCCAAUCCCAGCUAAGUUCAAUAAUCUCAUAUUGUUAGAAACAUUAAACCUCUCUCAGUCUUCACUGGAAGGUCUUAUCCCAAGAGAAAUUCUCCAGCUCACCAAUCUGGUGUCUCUCGAUCUUUCUUCUUCUGAUUCACCAAGUUUGAUGCUGUCCAUUGAAAACCCACCAUUGUUUCUCCGUCUACUUGCUCAAAACCUGAAGAACCUUAGAGCCCUGGAUAUGAGCUCCGUAAACAUAUCUUCAGAAAUCCCUCACGAGUUUUCAAUCAUGCGCUCUCUAAGAUCUCUAAAUCUUAGGAGUUGCUAUCUGGUUGGAGAGUUUCCAAGCAGUGUUUUCAUGAUGCCAAACUUACAGUCCAUUAUAUUGGAUUGGAACACCGAGCUGAGAGGCGAACUUCCUGUUUUUCAGAGAAACAACUCUCUGCAAGUCUUACGUAUUUACGGAUCAUCCUUUUCAGGUAUCAUACCUGAGUCCAUCGGCAACCUUAAACAUUUAGUUUCUUUGACCCUUGCAGAAUCCAAUUUCUCUGGGAGGAUUCCAUCUUCACUUGGUGAACUUUCUAAUCUAUCAAGUCUCCGUCUUUCCGGAAAUCAUUUCACUGGUGAAGUCCCAUCUUCAAUUGGCAAUCUAAAACAGUUGAUCAGCUUUGAUGUUCACCGUAAUCAGUUCACCGGAAGCUUUCCAUCUGCACUACUCAACUUAACCAAACUACAUGAUAUAUAUCUCAGUGACAACCAGUUCACAGGUUCCCUCCCACCUAACAUUGGCCAACUCUCCAAAUUGGAAAUCCUUUCCGCAUCUGGUAAUUCUUUUACAGGAGCAGUUCCUUCAUCCUUGUAUCAAAUCUCUUCAUUGACCACAAUCUGGUUGGGGGGAAACCAACUCAGUGAUCUCGUUGGAUUCCACAAUAUCUCUCUGUUAUCUAAUUUACAAAUUCUCUCCCUUGGAUCUAACAAUUUCAGAGUCAGUAGUCCAUUGGACUUAAAUGUUUUCUCUUCUCUCAAACAGCUAGUAACACUGGAUCUUUCGGGUAUCCCUGUUUCAACAUCAAACAUCACCUCUAAUUCUGAUUUUUCAUCAAAUUUGGAGGAUUUGUACUUGUCAGGCUGCAACAUCACUGAGUUUCCUGAGUUCAUAAGAAACCUGAGAAAUCUUUCUUAUCUAGACAUUUCCAGAAACAGCAUCAAAGGUCAAGUACCAUACUGGUUAUGGAGUCUACAAGAGUUGCACAAUCUGGAUCUUUCUCACAACUCCUUAUCGGGUUUUGACGGAUCCUUAAAAGCUGUACCUGGAAGCAUGAUCUUUAGGUUAGAUCUAAGGUCAAAUGAUUUCCAGGGGGAAAUCUUCAUCCCAUCCACAUCUAUAAUCUUCUUUCUUGCUGCGAGCAAUAACUUCACGGGAGAGAUACCUCUAUCCUUAUGUGGAGGACAAUUCCGUAUCAUAGAUCUAUCAAACAACAACUUCCACGACUCAAUUCCGCGGUGUUUAGGGACUCAUAUAAGUUAUCUUCAAGAUCUAAAUCUUCGUAACAAUAGCCUCACUGGAAGUAUUCCUGACAUGUUCAAGCAUGCCUACAACUUAAUGACGAUUGAUGUCAGCCACAACCGAUUGGAGGGAAAACUUCCUUUAUCUCUUACCAGUUGUUCUGCUCUGCAAGUUCUGAAUGUGGAGAGCAACAAAAUCAGCGACACAUUUCCGUUCCAGUUGAGUUCCUUGCAGAAACUACAAGUUCUUGUCCUCCGAUCCAACAAUUUUCAUGGCAUGUUAUAUCAACCUGAUGGGGAUUGGUUCGGGUUUCCUCAGUUGAAAAUCAUUGAUGCGUCACAUAACGACUUCUUUGGUACCUUACCAUCUGAUUACUUCCUCAACUGGACUGCAAUAUCCUCGAAUGAAGAUAAAGAUACACAAGCGCACUACAUUGGGAAUCCUAUUGUCUAUAACUACUACACUUCCCUUGUCUUGAUGAAUAAAGGAGUAUCAAUGGAAAUGGAACGUAUCCUCACCGUCUACACAGCAAUUGAUUUUUCUGGAAACAGAAUCCAUGGACAAGUCCCUGAAUCCAUCGGUCUGUUGAAGGAACUCCAUGUUCUCAAUCUGUCAAGAAAUGCUUUCACUGGACACAUCCCACCGUCUUUGGCUAACAUCACUGCACUGGAAUCACUGGACCUAUCCCAAAACAAGCUUUCUGGUGAGAUCCCUCCGACGCUCGGGGACCUCUCUUCUCUUGCGUGGAUAAAUGUUUCACAUAAUCAACUCCAAGGUUCAAUACCACAAGGUACACAGUUCCAGCGACAAAAAUGCUCUUCAUACGAGGGAAACCCCGGACUUUACGGUCCUUCCCUUAAGAAUAUUUGUGGAGAACCAACACCACCAGAAUCUGAAGUGCCAGUGUCAUCAGAAGAAGAAGAAGCAGAGAAGGAAAGUUUGAGUUGGAUUGCAGCAGGGUUAGGCUUUGCACCUGGAAUUGUAUUUGGAUUUACCAUCGGAUACAUAAUAGUUGGAUACAAGCAGGAGUGGUUUACCAAUACUUUUGGAAGAAACAAGAAACAUGGCACUCGUUAGCUUCUCACUCUCCUUAAGUUCUGUGUAUUAUAUAUAUCAAGAUGAAUAACCAUAAAUAGAACCUUGUCAAGGCCUCUUGAUCAGAGGACAAGGGCUUGGUUCUUUUUUGUGGGGGUUAAUAUGUUCCAUGUUUGUUUUGUGUGAACGCAUGUAAUACUAAGUACUUCCGUUAGGGUCAUAUAAAAGUUCCAUCUACGUCCUUUUUUUAA
Raphanus sativus (radish) is the source of this 3309-nucleotide messenger RNA. RefSeq names its product receptor-like protein 6. The transcript has a single exon. The coding region runs from base 116 to 3100 and encodes 994 amino acids. Gene Ontology annotation, molecular function: protein binding. The record is from RefSeq and is a predicted model, not a curated record. Lineage: Eukaryota; Viridiplantae; Streptophyta; Magnoliopsida; Brassicales; Brassicaceae.